UAUAAGUCACAGCACAGAACGUUUAAAGGCUUCAUCUCAAAUUUUUCUGCUGUUGUCGGUUUUUUAGCAGAUAGUUCCAGGCAACCGUUUACGUCAGAAAGAAUGCUUGCAUGGAAGUUUUUCGUUGUGUCUCUGUUGGCUACCGCGACCAAUGCCAUCCCGCAACUGCUUUUCCCUACAUUAUGGUUAGGAGACUUUCGUCUUUAAAGCUCCGCCAACGGCUGACAUCACUGUUUCUCAACACCCUGACUCUCCGCUAAAUAUUCCAAUGAGCUUGAUCAUUGAUAG
Molecule: messenger RNA, 288 nt
Organism: Cylicocyclus nassatus
Lineage: Eukaryota; Metazoa; Nematoda; Chromadorea; Rhabditida; Strongylidae
Source: the annotation of a GenBank genome assembly